This is a messenger RNA of Ostertagia ostertagi, 1326 nucleotides long. NCBI's taxonomy places the organism in Eukaryota, Metazoa, Nematoda, Chromadorea, Rhabditida, Trichostrongylidae. The record is from the annotation of a GenBank genome assembly.
AUGCCUCUGGGCCUUUUCGGCUCUACUUCAAAACCGCAACCUUUGACAAGCAUUGAUAGUGGUGGAUACAAAGAGAAGAAGGAAGGUCUUGAAAAAGAUGGUCGUGGCACCGUACUUCGCUUGGAAAAGAACACUGUCACUAUCGAAAAGAAGCUCGCCGAAGGAGGAUUCGCGAUCGUUUAUCUAGUUACUGACAAAAAUAAUCGGAAGUAUGCGCUUAAGCGUCAAUUCAUCAAUGACGAUAACAAACAAGUGGACGCAUGCCGAAGGGAAUUCCAAAUCAUUAGUAGUUUGAAAGGGCACAAGAAUAUUGUCAGCUAUGUGGAUCACAUUCUCACCAAAAAUAAGUCUGGCAUCUACGAUUACAUGCUCUUAACGGCUUAUUAUAAAACAAGCGUCUUACAAUUAAUGAACGAUCGCCUUUUGCUUGGGCAAAGCCUUCGUAGUAGCGAAGUGCUUUCCAUCUUCUGUGACAUGUGUGAAGCUGUUGCGAGGCUGCAUCAUUCCGUGACGCCUAUAAUUCACCGUGAUUUGAAGGUUGAAAACAUUCUCGUAGAUGAACGAAAUCGUGCAGCACCUCCAAUCUAUGUUCUUUGUGAUUUUGGAAGCGCAACAACAAAAGUCCUAUCGAGCAACAAUUAUUCAAUAAGUUUCAUCCAAGACGAGAUAGAAAAGUAUACAACGCUUAGCUACAGAUCACCCGAAAUGAUUGACCUAUACUGUGGGAAGCCAAUCGGAACAAAAGCUGACACAUGGGCAAUGGGAGUAAUGCUCUACAAGUUGUGCUACUUUUGCCUUCCGUUUGGGGAAUCUGCAAUGGCGAUCCAGAAUGGAGCGUUCUCAUUUCCAAGCGAACCGCAACAUCCGGACUCUUUGAAAGCUAUAAUAAAAUGUCUUCUGAAUGCUGAUGUGGAUAGAAGACCAUCAAUAUAUCAGUGCUCAGUGCUGGCUUUCUCCGCUGCAGAUCGUGCCUGCCCUGUUAGGAAUGUUCGAAAUUGUCGAAAGCCGUCACUUAGUGCAGCUGUGCAGUCUUUCCUUUCGGGUAGUCUGUAUUCGUUUGGUGACGAGCUGAAGAAUGAACACAGUAAUGCAGUACCUCCACCAGAGUACCAUGAAGAGCAAGCAGAACUUAUCGUCUCACUUGCUCCCGACAAACCGUCCAAUGAUCCAGCUAUGCAAACAACCUCGGUUCAACCUCGCCUUCGUCCGAAACCGAUUAGCAGUACUCCAGUAGUUCCGUUUGUGCUCUCAAAUACGAAAGUGUUGCCUCGAGACAACUUCAUCGUCCCACCUGAAGAAGCUGGUGGAAGUGCGGAAGCUCGAGAC